UGUAUGGUCCUGAAUAUCAGAUCUUAUUUAUUGCUAUGUUAUAGUCACACAUAGAUGCUCGUGGAAGCCUGCAGCGGUCCGCACUCUUUAUCGUAUGCAAUAAAAGCCCAAUUGUCACAUGACACUCACUACAGUACGGUUGUCAUGGAAACGGGAACCUCAUCAAACAGCGCGAGGGCUUGCAACAGCAGCGUGCGACGCAGCCAGCGGAAUCGAGGAGGCAAUCGACGCGAUUUCAUCCGCUGACAUCAUGCAGAAUAACAAGAGUGGGAUAAUUCCAUUUCCUCCACCAAUCAGCAGAGACAGGGUCAUAUGCAAAUUCCCUGAGUGCUAUGCACCUGAGGCUUCCUUGCACCUGAAGAAGGACUGGGACAUUCAGACUAAAGCAGCCUGUAAAGACAGAGCUGUCAUCCAUCAGCCUUGGGACCGUCAGAAAAUGUCAAAAGUGGUGGUUGUUGGAGACCUUAAUGUGGGGAAGACCUGUCUCAUUAACAGAUUUUGUAAAAAUGUAUUUGAAAGAGACUACAAAGCCACAAUAGGAGUGGAUUUUGAGAUUGAGAGGUUUGAGAUAUGUGGGACUCCUUUCUCCCUUCAGAUCUGGGAUACUGCUGGACAGGAAAAAUUUAAAUGCAUUGCUUCUGCAUACUAUAGAGGUGCUCAAGUCAUUGUCACGGUGUUUGACAUGGCCGACAUUAAAUCUCUAGAUAAUACACGCCAAUGGUUGGAGGAGGCCUUGAGAGAAAAUGAGCCUAACUCCUGCUUUGUCUUUUUGGUCGGCACUAAGACUGACCUGUUGCCCUUAGAAGAAAAACGGAGGACAGAGAAAGAUGCUCUCAGGAUUGCAACAGAAAUGCAUGCAGAGUUUUGGGCUGUUUCAGCUAAAACAGGAGAGAACGUGCAGGGGUUUUUCUUCAGGAUAGCAGCAUUGGCCUUUGAGAACUGCAUACUGAAAGACAAGGAGAAUGGUGUCCCUGCUAACAUUGGACGUGGAGUUACCAUCAAAUCAGAUAGAGCCAACCUGGAGGAGGCUGCACCACAAGACACGAAGAGAAGUUGCUGCUGAUAAAAAGUGAAGUUUUAAGGAAAGCAGAACCAGAGGCUCUACUGUCUGCUGUGUCUGUCCCACUAGACUGAAAAUGUGCAUUAGGAUGUGUUCUCUUAGGUUUAAAAAGUCAUCAAAACUGCCAUGUUGUUUAAUGUUUGCAAAAAGUUUCAAUUAUUGGAUAGAAACCUCCGAUAAUUGAUUAUUUUUUAUUAACACAAAACAUAAGAAUUUUGAUCAGUAUGUCUCACUGAAAUGUCUAUAGGUCAAUUCUGAAAUACAAACUCCAUGUCAUAAUCUUUUUUGAGAUCGACUGUAGUGUCUAGACUCGAUUCAUUCUGGUCAGGGCAAUAUUACCUGUGUUAAGGUUCUUGUACGGAUUCUUUAUAUUUUCUUUUCUACGGUCACAUAGUAUUUGUAACUUUAUACAGUAUUGUUGUGGAAAAUUUCUCACACAUUAUCAUGAGUUGUGUAAAAAUGGAAUUUAUAAACAAAGGAAAACAAAUGUUUUUAUUUACUUAAGCUUAUUAAGUAAUAAACAGCUGUACAUGUGAUUGCUGAAUUUGUGGCACAACAUAUGUAAUGGACUGAAAGUUAUGAUGGGAUUUCUUAAAGUAAUAAAUCAGUUCAGCAAUUGCUGAUGUUAGCAGCUGUGCAUUUAAUAAAGACUGUUUUAUUAUUUAAUAAAGUAGAGCUAACUGGG
This is a messenger RNA of Mugil cephalus (flathead mullet), 1745 nucleotides long. RefSeq names its product RAB36, member RAS oncogene family (gene rab36). The record is from RefSeq and is a predicted model, not a curated record. The transcript has 11 exons. Gene Ontology annotation, molecular function: GTPase activity; GTP binding. Bases 119 to 1063 code for a protein of 314 amino acids. NCBI's taxonomy places the organism in Eukaryota, Metazoa, Chordata, Actinopteri, Mugiliformes, Mugilidae.